Molecule: messenger RNA, 5349 nt
Organism: Plodia interpunctella (Indianmeal moth)
Lineage: Eukaryota; Metazoa; Arthropoda; Insecta; Lepidoptera; Pyralidae
Product: CUGBP Elav-like family member 2
Exons: 15
Coding region: 651-2183 (510 amino acids)
Biological process (GO): mRNA splice site recognition; regulation of alternative mRNA splicing, via spliceosome
Cellular component (GO): cytoplasm; nucleus; ribonucleoprotein complex
Molecular function (GO): mRNA 3'-UTR binding
Source: RefSeq, a predicted model, not a curated record
ACAGUAGUAGAAGAAAUGGCGGAGAGAUGUGACUGAAAUUUUAGUUUUUUUUUGUGUUGUGUGUUUUUUUUAUAUAUUUAUAUGUAGUCUUUUUGAUUCCAUUUUAUUUUCUUGUGCGAAAUUUUUAGUGUUGGAAAUCGUGAGUAUACAAAAUCCGUGUCGAGUACCGUGACUCAGUCUAUACAAGUCCUGUGACAUUUUUGGUGAACGAAGAUCUUUAAAUAUCGGCACACUGGCGCACAUAAAUUAUUCGCAGUACAUGGGAGACAUUAUGGAUAUCCAAGAUUACAAACCGAUGGCAGCCGCUACUGACAGGUGGAUGUCUCAAACGAUUUUGACUGAAAGCGAACAGUCAUGCUGCGAUAAUAUCUAAACAGUAACAGUGAAAAAAGUGAACAGUGAAAACUAGUGACCCCAAAUCAAAUGUAAUGAAAAAAUGCCCGAACCGGACAGGACGCUGACCUUUUAAAAAAGCAGUGCACAAACAAAAUUUGAAAUGCGCGUGUGUGUUAGUGUCAGGUGGUUAUGAGGCGCGGGGGCAUACACGCCCCCCGCCUCUUAUCAGAUAAGGCACCGUGGCAGUGAACAGACGCCGUCGGGUUUCCAUCGUGACGAGGCUGCUGCAAGGCAACCCUCGGCCGCCGCCCGCCAUGCUGCACUCCCUGAACGCGCUCGCCGGCAAGAUAUCUCCGGGCGGCGGCCUCGACACGAAUGCGAACAGGCAUUCGCAGCCGAACAAGAACCACAAGCCGAGUUCGCCGUCCUCGCCGUAUUCGAAACCUGGGCUGAAUAUGAAUAUCAACAAUAACAACAACACCAGUAUAAACAAUAACAACAAUGACGAGAAACCAGACAUGCCCGAUCCCGAUUACAUCAAGAUGUUCGUCGGCCAGGUGCCCCGGAGCAUGGACGAGAAUGACCUGCGCAUCAUGUUCGAGGAGUUCGGCCGCGUGCAUCAGAUCAACGUGCUGCGGGACAAGAUCACCGGCGCCAGCAAAGGGUGCUGUUUUGUGACGUUUUUCACAAGGAAAGCGGCGUUGAAAGCGCAAGACGCUUUACACAAUAUCAAAACACUGAGCGGGAUGCACCAUCCUAUCCAGAUGAAGCCGGCUGAUAGCGAAAAUAGAAAUGAACGGAAACUGUUCGUGGGUAUGCUAAACAAGAAGUUGUCUGAGAACGACGUGCGCGCGCUGUUCGCCGGCCACGGCGCCAUCGAGGAGUGCACGGUGCUGCGAGAUGCGCAGGGGCAGAGCAAGGGCUGUGCCUUCGUGACCUUCGUGUCUAAGCAGGCGGCUAUUGCUGCCAUCAAGGCGCUGCACCACAGCCAAACAAUGGACGGAUGUUCCGCCCCCCUCGUAGUGAAAUUCGCAGACACGCAGAAAGAGAAGGAGCAGAAGAAGUUGCAGGCGAUGCAGGCCAGCCUGUGGAGCCUGACGGCGCCGGUGGCCCCCACGACGUACCUGGCGUCCGAGGCGGCGCUGUCGCCGACGCAGCUGCAGCUGCUGCAGCAGAUUCAAGCUGUCGGACUGCAACAGCAACUACUGCAGGGUCAGGGCUCGACGUUAUUACAAGGUGUAAACUACCCGGAGAUCGGGUUCGGCACGUCGGGGCUGGCGGCGGGCGCGGUGGGCGCGGAGCAGCUGGGCGGCAUGUUGGCGCCCGUGUCGGUGCAGAACCUGGCCGCGCUUGCCGCCAUGGCGCCGCCCGUCGUGUCGCAGGCGCCGGCCGCCGCGCCUCAGCCCGCGGCGCCGCAGUUAUGUCUUCUCGGAAAGACUAACAUCACAGGGUCAGCAGCGGAACCUCUGAACUCUGCGUACGCGGCUCAGUUCGGCACCGCGGCGUUCGCGGCCGCGCCGCUCGGCUCCGUGCUGGGCUCGGCCGCCGCCGCCGCCGCGGGCAAGCAGGUCGAAGGUCCGGAGGGCGGCAACCUGUUCAUCUAUCACCUGCCCCAGGAGUUCACGGACACGGACCUGGCGUCCACGUUCCUGCCCUUCGGCCACGUGAUUUCGGCCAAAGUAUUCAUAGACAAGCAGACCAAUCUGUCCAAAUGCUUCGGCUUCGUGUCGUACGACAACGCGCCGUCGGCGCAGGCCGCCAUCCAAGCCAUGAACGGCUUUCAAAUAGGUACAAAAAGACUCAAAGUUCAACUAAAACGAUCCAAAGAACUAUCUAGACCGUACUAAUAUUCCGAGACGGCGGUUCCUAGUGAAAAUUUAAAAAAAGGAACUAUCGCAAGGUUGUAAGAAUCUGAACGUUCGUUGUGAUGUAUCCGGUGCACCUGUACUGAACAGUAGUCCUAAGAUUCGAUGACAGAGUCCACGUGCACAGUUGUUAACUACUAAGUAUAAGGUUAAGGUUUGUGUCAAAGGAUUUAUCGUUUCCAAAGUAUUCCCCAAAUUGUUUAAUAUAUUAUUAUUGUGUAUGAUUUAAUAAGUUUUAGUCACAUUAAGCAUUAAGUUGAAUUCGUUUAGUAUCCAAUACAGUUUGAGGAUGCCAAAGAUCAGAUAAAAAGGUCAUUUAACAACCUUAUUGGGAGGUAUUGUGCUUGUAGCAUUGCGCCUCCCAUUUAAGUAUUCUAAGACAUUGCUUUCAAAUAUCAAAAUAAUUAUUUUGUUAUUACAUAUUAUUUUCCUUUAUUUCGUGUUACCAUUUUCAUAGUUUGUUUAUUAAAUGAUUUAAUCAUGAAUGUGGCCAUUUGCAGUGAAACAGUAAAGUAUUUUUUGUGUUAAAAUAUAAGGUGUUAGAAUAAUGAAGUGAUCUCACUGUGAUCAGUGUAUUGUUUACCUUGUUGUCAAUAACUUAUUCCUUUGUCCGACUCUACGAACAAAUAUAUAGAGAGUCUAAUUUAAAUGUCUUGAUAUCUCAAAUGGUGACCGUGAUUUCAGAAGCAAUUGUACCUAAUGUCUGUAAGAAAUAGUUUUUGUGGUAGGCCUGUAAUGUUAUUUUUGUUAUCAUUUAGUUUUAGUAAAAGCAGAGUUUCUGCCCCCACAAUAUGUGUUAAAACUUUAACUAAUUAAGGUAAUUUAUUACUAAAAGAUCACAUUUGAGAUGUCAAGCAGUUUCUAUCUUAUUGUCCUUGUUUGUGAUUAAUAAUCACCAGUCAACUAUCAAAUUGAUGUCACAUCGAACACUUGAUUUAGUGGAAAAUUUUCGUUAGCAUAAGUAUUUAAUGGUAGAUAUUUUACUUAGAAAAAUAUAUUUUUCUUGCGUAUAUCUUUUUCGAAUAAUUUCCUAAGACCACUGGCACUUUGUUUCUUUAGGGGGUUUUAUAAAAAUGUUACAAUUGUAUAUUUAGUUGUGGAGAAAAUUUAGUUAUUCACAACAAUACCCUAGUACUUACUCUAGUUAUACUGAAGAAAUUGUUUAAUAUAAUUUAUAGUUUGUGUAGUCAUUGCUAUAUGUUCCUCGCUCGUGUGCAUGUUUCUCCGCAACUUCAAAUACAAUCUGAAACGUCUUAAGUAGUCAUUUUCGUAAGUAUUAAUAUUUUUACUAUACUUUGAUAUAUAGCAUCCAAACGCUCAAUAGGUAUUUCAAAUUUUAAGAGAAAAUUAGUAUAAUUUAAAAAAUCUAUUUCAAAUUUAGACUAUUCGAGCCUGUGUAAUUAAUUUUGUGUCGUUCUGUUGCCUGUUCGGCUCAUGCCGAUGAGAAUAUCACGACCAUUACAUUACGUUACGGAUCCUAAGUUAUAAAAGCACUGAUGUAAGCAACCAUCAUUAUAAAUAAUUACUUAAAUUUAGUUGAGUAUUAAUUAAAUUGUAUUUAAAAUGUUAUUAUAGAGAUGGGUUUAUGAUAUAAUUUAGUCAUUUUUUGAUGUCUUAUAAAAGACGAUACGUAGACUGAAUAAGUUUCUUGUCUGCGCCUGCGAGUUCUCUCGCGGCCGACUUUUGUCUUUUUUUCUUUAUAAUUGUAAGGUAUAAAUUAUUAUAAAGGGUUGUAUUGUUAAAACAUUUGACAUCGGGAAUAUAUUUGUUGUGGGAAAGACGUGGCAAUCCUGGACACGACCGGUAGGCUAGCCUGUUGUUAAGGUGAUCUAGAUAAAUGUCUAAAGUUUAAGGCCAUUUUUUACCUACAUUUUCUAGGUAUAUAUAGACGGGAACUUAUGUCUGUGCGUUGGUGUCAGUUUGGGCUGGAUACGGAAAUAUAUUUUUAUAAAUGCUAUUCGUUAGUGUUAGCCUAUGCCUGGAUAAGUUUUUAAUCUUUGAUCAUGCUUUAAUAUAGUUAUGUACCUAGUGAAUACGCCACGGGAUGAGGGGAAAAUGGAAAACUUGUGGCACGGGGGUCCUUGACCAAUUUCCAAGCUGUACUUACGAUAUCAGUGUAAUCUCAAGUUGCGAUUUGUCUAUUUUUUAGAUGCUUCGUUGGAAUUUAAGUCGUAAGCUGUAAAGCUCAGUUUACCUUGACGCUUUAGCUUUGCUACAAUUGCAAUUUUACAGUGAGACCCCUGGGUAUCGACGGAUUGCCGUAGAGAAUUUCCGUCAAUAACGUAUUUAAUUGGUACAUAUUUUAAUUGUAAAAUUGAUAAAAUCGAUAACAAUCAUGAGCCUCUUUUAUUUUUCAUAAAGAGAAAAAAUAUAUUUCUUAAUUGCCAGCCCGGUUCAUACAGUUUUCAACAGAAAUCCUAAUUUUAAAACAUUUAUAGCUGUUUAUAUUUAAUUUAUUUAAAAAAAGUCUGUGUAACCAAUCAUUUUGCCAUAGCUUACCAAGCGAUAAUUCCUUUAAAAAAAUGUCCAAAAGGCUUUUUUGUUGAAGAAAAUUUAUGAACAAAAAUGUAUCAAUAGGGACAUUCUAAAAUUUAUUGUGACCAUUCCAUUGACUGAGAACAAAUACUGAACAAUCGACUAACGACUUUUGUAGUGUAUCAUCCUACUAUCUGUGGGAUUUUGUGAAAAGGAACGGGAUGGAACUGACGAGAAAGCGCGCUCUAUUUGAUAAAAUCAAUAAGCCACAUCGCUCAUUGGUCAAUUAAAAUUUGAUUGACCAAUGCGCGAUGUAGCCUAUUAUGAUGACCUGUCAGAUGUCCCUCUACCUAUGGAUGUUACAACAUAAUGACCCGGUUUUAUUACGAGAUUGUAAUUCAAAUGUUUACCCAUUUGAAAAUAGUUUUGUUUAAAAUUGUAACAAAACUUUAUUUUCAAUUUAUUUUUUUAAACAACGUAUAUGUACUCGAGUCACGGUACUUCAGACCCGCAUGUCUACAUUCAAACGCAAAAUUAUUUUUACACUAUUUUGAAGCACUUCCUUUAGUAGCUAUAUACAAUUGGUAUGAAAAAAAUAUUACCUAUAAAAAAACUGUUUUAUACAACACCCGUUUUGUUGAUAUGGAUGUAAAUAAAUGUCAAGUUAAAUUUG